AUGAGCUUUAUUAGCAAAAAAAAACUAAAAGAAGAAAACAUGAGUUGUCAUCAGUCACAAAUAGAUAUGAUUAAUAUCAUAAAAGAUGUAGAAAGAGAGUUGCUUUAGAGACGACUCUCAAAGUUACAAGACAUAUUCUCUUAACGAACCAAAACUACACCUGAAAAAGCAAGAGAGCAGGAACCACACUCCAAGCGCAAAACACAGACUAGACAAAGACCAAAGGGGAGCAACAGAAUCAGGACGAUUAAGCACCAUCUACCACCACAGAGGUCUCUUCUACAGCGAAUCACCCAAUCGACAGAUACUAAAGGGAUCCAAGCACCUAAUCAACCACAAAAGACUCCAAGACUACUUGCAACAGAGCCAAACUAGCACUCACCAAACUUAGAAGGAAACUCUCACCUAAAAAGAGGAAACCAAAUAAAACUUAGAUCAAACUAAAGAGGUGGAGAAGAUUCUCUCUCACGUAGCGGCGGUGACGAGCACGGCCCAUCACAGAGGGAGAUCGGCGACGAUUUCAAACAAUGUGGAUGGUGAUGGAGUGAUCGUUUACUUGAGUUUAUCUCUGCAACAAUGGAUAGAUACAAACUAGAUCGAGAUGAAAUUUGCACAAAGUAUUCAAACACUUGACAAAGACAACAACGGCAAUAUAACUAGUGAGGAGUUGGAAAGUGCAACGAAAGAAUAUUGAAUGGGAGAUGAAGCUAGCACCAAAGAAGUUAUAUAUCUGAAGUUGAUACAGACAAUUUAAGUCGCACCUCUCUAAUCUAUAAAGCCAGCACCAAUCAUUAAACCUUGUAAUGAUGAUGACUACAACUCUGUUACAUGAUGGAAGAAAUAAGCUUUGAGGAACUCUGUGCUAUGAAUGAUGAGAAGCGGUACCACACAACCGUAAGGGAAACUUCUGUUUCAUUGAUCAACAACAAAAGCCCUCCUCAAGAUUUUAACACUCAUUCACAAGAAACAGUUAAAAACCUACCAGCAUCCGAUCUCGUCGCUGAACGAGAGCCAGGGACGAUACUGGGGAAGCCAUUAGUAGACUUCAACAAGCUUUACAAACUCGGUAAAGAACUGGGCAAAGGUGGUUUUGCCACAACUUACACGUGCCAAGAGCUCUCCACAGGCCGUAGUUUCGCGUGCAAAUCCAUACCCAAGAGGAAGCUAACUUGCCAAGAAGACAAAGAAGCAGUGAAGACAGAGAUUAAUAUAAUGGAAAACCUUUCAGGAGUUUCCAACAUCGUACAGUUUCACGCUUCUUACGAGGACAAGAAGUUCGUGCACAUCGUGAUGGAGCUGUGUCGUGGUGGCGAGUUAUACGACAGGAUCGGUGCUCGUAGCUACUACUCGGAGAAAGAUGCUGCUGGAAUCUUCAAGUCGGUUAUGAACGCUGUCCAGAUUUGUCACUCGAUGAAUGUGAUCCAUCGAGAUCUCAAGCCAGAGAACUUCUUGUUCUCUAGUGAAGAUGAAGAGAGUGCUGAGCUCAAAGCUAUUGAUUUCGGUUGUUCUGUUUACAUCAAAGAAGGAGUAGAAUUGAAGGAGAGUGUGGGCAGUCUUUACUACAUUGCUCCGGAAGUGCUAAGAGGGGAAAGCUAUGGGAAAGAAAUAGACAUUUGGAGUGCAGGUGUUAUAUUGUACAUCUUGCUCAGUGGCACCCCUCCAUUUGUAAAUGAUGAUGAGAUUAAGGAAGGAAGAAUUGAUUUUGAUAGCCAACCUUGGCCUUGUAUAUCUUCGGGUGCAAAAUACCUUAUCAAGCAGAUGCUCAACAAAAAACAAAAGGAACGAAUCUCUGCUGCAAAUGUUCUUGAACAUCCUUGGAUCUUGAGUGAAGCUCCUGAUAAGCCUAUUGAUGGCGUUGUUUUGUCCCGUUUGAAGCAAUUCCGAGCUAUGAACAAGCUUAAGAAGCUAGCUCUUAAGGUUAUCGCAGAGGGUCUAUCCGAAGAGGAAAUCAAAAGUCUUAAGACCAUGUUUGAGAGUAUGGAUACCGACAAAAGCGGGUCAAUAACUUAUGAAGAACUCAAAACUGGGCUGAACAGACUUGGCUCUAAACUCCCUGAAGCUGAAGUUAAGCAACUCAUGGAAGCCGCUGACGUGGAUGGAAAUGGAACUAUAGACUACACCGAGUUUAUCACAGCGACUAUGCAUAGACACAGGCUGGAACGAGAUGAGCAUUUGCACAAAGCAUUCCUACACUUGGAUAAAGACAACAGCGGGUACAUAACCAAGGAUGAAUUGGAGAUAGCCAUGAAGGAGCAUGGCAUGGGAGAUGAAACGUGUGCCAAAGAAAUAAUAUCAGAAAUCGAUAAAAAUAAUGACGGAAAAAUAGACUAUGAGGAGUUUUGUGCUAUGAUGAGAAGUGGCAACUUGCAGCCACAAGGGAAACUUAUUCAUCACUGAUCAUAAGCUCAUGCUUCUUGUUGCACCCAGAAGCGGUUUUGUUGAACCCGAAAGAAGAAGAGUUAAACCGGAGAAAUCGAGGGGAGAGGUCGUUCCGAAAUAAUGGGCUGAAUCCGGUCUUUCGUCCCGAGCAACUAGGCUGAGCGACCAUGCCGAGCUAGUGCCGUCAAGCUAAGUUGAUCCGAGCCGACUAAUUUGGCUGAAUCUCUUAUUCGAUGGCCCUUAUGGAAAGAUAUAAUCCAUCUCUUACACCAUCAGAUUAAUGGGUUGCUUCUCCAGUAAAAACCUACACUUACCAACCAAGAAAAUCAUAUUUGACAAACCAUUAGCGGACAUCAAGAAACUUUACAUCCUCCAAGAGAAACUCCGGUGAAGGUAAUUCAGCAUCAUUAGAAAAUGCAAGGAGUCUACUGGUAAGCCCUCUAUGCUUGUAAGUCCACACUCAAGACAAAACUAAAGAGUAAAGGAGAUGAAAUCUUUGUGAAGAGAGAGAUCCAAAUCAUGAAGCAUUUGUCUGGACAACAAAACAUCGUCAAGUUCAAGAACGCUUAUGAAGACCAAGACUAUGUACACUUGGUGAAGGAACUUUGUGGCGGUAAAGGCUUAUCCGACAAGAUGGCCAGUUUUCAGAAGCAUCAUGACUGGGUCAAUAUAUAAGUUUAAUAUUAAGUUGAUCGUGUCGGGACUGGUUGUUAUGUUGCUCCUCAAGUAUUACAAGGACAUUACGGGAAAGAAGCUGAUAUAUGGAGUGCAGGGGUUGUUUUGUAGAUCCUAUUAUGGGGCCAACCUCCCUUUGUGACUAAUGCUCUAUGAGAUUCAGCAUGCUCCAACUGAUUUGGGGAGCCAUCCAUGGCCUUGUAUAUCUUCAACGGCCAUAGAAUUAUCAAGAAGAAGCUUAUCAUCAGAAACCACUGUUGCAAAGGUUCUUGACAUCUUGGAACAUGGACAGAGAAGCUUCUGAUAAGCCUAUUGAUAGCGUUGUUUCAACCCAUUUGAAACAAUUUUGUAAAUGAACAAGCUCAAGAAGGUAGCUCUUAAGGUUAUGGCAAAGAACCUUGGGAAUCUAUAAGAAGAGGAAAAGUCUUAAAACAAUGUUCAGUAACAUUGAUACAGAUAAAAGUGGCACAGUCACUCAUGGAGAACUCAAAAGAGGGUUUACUACACUAAAAGUCUGAAACCGAAGUGAAGCAACUCAUAGAAGCCGCUAAUGUGGAUGGUAAUGGAACAAUCGACAUAAACGAGUUUAUCUCUGCAACGUUGGAUAGAUUCAAACUGGACCACCAUGAGCUUGUUCGCCAAGAAUUCCAAAACUUUGACAAAAGAAAAAGAUGGGUGAAUAACAAGGGGUGAAUUGGAGAUAGCAAUGAAAGAUUAUGGUGUAAGAGAUGAAGAUAGCAUCAAACACAUAACAUCAGAAAGUAUGCCAAUAAUGAUGAAAGCAUAGAUCUUGAGGAAUUUCACACAAUUAUGAGAAGGGCAAGCACAGAGCCACAAAUACAAGAUUUUGCGGUCAAUUGAUCAUAGUGUUCUUGUGUUCACCAAAAAUAAAGAUUCGGGGAAGAAGAGCUAAACCUGAGUAAACCGAGAUAAGAGUAGUUGAUUUUUAAAGUUGAAACUUCGUACGUUGCAAGAGUCCACUUGUAAUUUUAUUGACAAGCUUAUGAUAAAAACGAGUAAUCUAUUUUGGUUAGAA
Messenger RNA from Raphanus sativus (radish), 4090 nucleotides. Its product is annotated as calcium-dependent protein kinase 22. Gene Ontology annotation, cellular component: cytoplasm; nucleus. The transcript is spliced from 18 exons. Gene Ontology annotation, biological process: intracellular signal transduction; protein autophosphorylation; peptidyl-serine phosphorylation. NCBI's taxonomy places the organism in Eukaryota, Viridiplantae, Streptophyta, Magnoliopsida, Brassicales, Brassicaceae. The coding region runs from base 829 to 2397 and encodes 522 amino acids. Gene Ontology annotation, molecular function: calcium-dependent protein serine/threonine kinase activity; calmodulin binding; calcium/calmodulin-dependent protein kinase activity. The record is from RefSeq and is a predicted model, not a curated record.